Messenger RNA from Varroa destructor (honeybee mite), 2155 nucleotides. RefSeq names its product Uridine-cytidine kinase (gene Uck). NCBI's taxonomy places the organism in Eukaryota, Metazoa, Arthropoda, Arachnida, Mesostigmata, Varroidae. Gene Ontology annotation, molecular function: ATP binding; kinase activity. The record is from RefSeq and is a predicted model, not a curated record.
GUUGAAGUUGUUAGUGUUGAAAUGUUAUAGAAAUAUUGGUGGAACACAAAGGCGUUUUCAGGUAAUGCUCUCACAUUAAUGUUAUUCAAGAAGCUACGAAAAUCAUGAACCUUUUUGUUUUCUAAAUUUAUUCCUAAUAUAUAUUAAUUCGUAUCGAAGAAAAUAAGUAAUCAGCAAGCUGAUAUUAGUUUUUUCUUUCGGUAUGUGUGUGAUUAAACAGGUGAUGAGGCGGCAUUUUAUUAAAUAAACGUUAGUAACGCAGUUUUAUCCUACACUUCGACACCUACUUCCAGUAAACGAUAUGGCCCGUUUCCUAGGGCAAAACUGAAACGAAGUGUCUACAUUGAAUUCAUUCAAAUGAAUUAAAGCAGACACCUCGACUCUGUUCAAAAUAAAUAUUACGCAUUUUUUUUGAGUCAUACAAGUUUCCUGUGGUAUAGGCUAGUCCACUUACAUAUAUUUCGAGAUGACCUUGCUUCUGAACCUUAGGGGUUAAGAUUAAAUUAAACCCUCUUUUUCAGCGGAGUUUGCUGGGAACUAGGUUUAGGGCUGAGACUACAAUAGCGAAUCAUACAGCCAUGAGAUAUUUCAUUAACAUGUUUAAGUUGAAGUAAUAGCUUGUCUGGGCGUCCUUAUCAUCAGCAAACUAUUAGGCGAAAAAGAAUCAGAGGGUUGAGGCGUUAAACAAAAAUAUUUGGCUAGUAGGGGUUGAAACGAAGUAAACAUAACCAAUACACACGCUGAUUUAAUCAUACUUUAAAUAUAUUUAAAUAUAACAAUAGUACACUUAAACUCGUAUAUAUAUAUAUAUAUAUAUAUAUAUACAGUGUUAUGAUGUUUACUUGUAGAAAGCUAUUAGUGAGCUACUAAUAUGGCACGUUUUAAGCGGUGGAUGUAACGAGCAAAAUGCGAGUGAAAACGUCAAAUAAUCAGAAAAUAUGCUGUGUCCAUUCAAUUUGCAGCUGAACAAAAAGGUGUGAGUGAGCCAAGCAAAGAAUAAAAGGUGUUGGUGUCUCAGUGUUGGUGAACGAUGGUGAUGCUGUUUUUCGACUUGUGGUCUCGAUGUUGAUGGCCGAAUUGUUGUAGAUCCUCAUAGUGCACCGUGUACUGCUAUAACUUAACCGUGUGUAUAAAGUGCUGUCGGGAGGAAAUAUCGUUAUUUAAAUAUUCUGUAUAUGUGAUUGAACUAAGGUAAUCGAGGCAACGUAGUUUACUGAUUAGAUGGUUGUGUUGACCUCGAAGCGAAUUUUGUUGGACUCUAUCGAUAACUGAAGUGACAUCCUCGGCAUGGGGUCCAGUAACGACGCGGAGAUACCGUCGUUCAGUAACGGCCACAGUUUCAUUGCAUUUCGCCAGCCCGCGUUGCAUUAUAAAAAACCAUUUUUGAUCGGAGUCGCUGGCGGCACAGCGUCAGGAAAGACAACAGUAUGUAAGCGCAUCGUCGAAAAACUCGGUCAAAACACUGUGGACGCAAAAAAGAGACAAGUUGUUGUUAUCAGCCUUGACUCGUUUUACAGGGAAGUCGAUAGGAGUGUCGUGCCAAGAAACUACAACUUCGACCAUCCUAAUGCGAUCGAUGAGGAGCUUCUUCUUCAAACACUACGUGACAUUAAAGCUGAACGAGCAGUUAAGAUACCCAUUUACGAUUAUCAGAACAACUGCCGGAAAAAGGGUGAAGUUCACACAAUUCACCCAGCCGAUGUAUACCUUGUUGAAGGAAUCCUUAUCUUUUAUUUUCCUCAGGUUCGAGAAAUGUUCGAUAUGAAGCUGUUCGUUGACACUGAUCCUGAUACUCGGUUAUCUCGUCGUGUACUUCGCGACACCCACGAAUGGAAGCGAGACCUCGAGACGGUGUUACAUCAAUAUACGACAUAUGUUAAACCAGCCUUUGAAGAGUUCUGUCUUCCCACAAAAAAAUACGCAGAUGUGAUUAUUCCCAGGGGAGCUGAUAACGAAGUGGCCAUUGAUUUGAUCGCGAAGCAUAUUCAAGAGCUUCUCAAUAAGUGAGUCAGUUUUUAACAGGGAAAACCAGCGCGAGUCAAACGAGAACUUGGACCAAAUAAAUUUAAACUAGUCCUCCAUGUUCAGAUUCAUUGCAGUUGAAGAUAUAAAACAUGACAUAAUAAAGGAGAAGUACUGUUCUAUCCGACAAGAA